Molecule: messenger RNA, 792 nt
Organism: Dovyalis caffra
Lineage: Eukaryota; Viridiplantae; Streptophyta; Magnoliopsida; Malpighiales; Salicaceae
Source: the annotation of a GenBank genome assembly
AUGGACGAUUACACGAGAGAAAUGAUGGACCUGAAAACACUCGUCACUCGAACCCUAGAGAAAAAGGGUGUCCUUGCUAAGAUCCGGGCUGAACUCAGGGCAAGUGUUUUUGAAGCAAUUGAAGAGGAGGAUAGGGUAAUUGAAAAAGAUGAAGGCUUACCUCCUGCAUUGUUGGGUAGCUGCAAUGAUCGUGCUAAACAACUUCAUGCUUCUCCUUCGGGGAGGCUGCUAACUGCAUUGAUAUGUGAAUACUUCGACUGGGCACAGCUAAAUCAUACACUAAAAGUUUAUCAACCAGAAUGCAAUUUGCAAAAAGAUUCUUGGAAAGCAGAGUUGAAAGAAUUUAGUAGCAAGAAUGGAUAUGAUCUGAACCGGAAUGGAGAUAGUGGCCCUUUGCUUUUGGAUGUUCUUGAAGGAUUCUUGAAAUUUGAGAAUUUAUCCCAAGGAAGGGGUACUGGAAGGAGAGUACCAGAGACCGAAUCCUUAUCCAAUGUAGAGUCCAGGAAUAUGCGAAGACCCUCUUCAUCAUCUGUUGCUGGUGGCUUACCUCCAUUAGGAAGACCAGCUUCUUCUCAGGCAUCUGAUAGGAGAGCAGGGUCCUCCAUGUCUGGUUACAGGAAAGAUGAUUACAAUUGGAGAUAUGACAGUGACGAACUUCCUGAGGAUGUGAUUCGAGCUUCUGCUGCCCUGGAAAACCUUCAGUUGGACAGGAAAGCUCGGAAUCUUACUACAUCUUGGAGGCAUGCUGGGGAUGGCAUCAGUGAUGAUGAUGGGAGGGUUGACCAUAUUUAG